AUGAAUUCAUUAAAGACCAAAUCAGGUGAACGAACUAAAUCAGCACCUAACAACAGAACCAGAUAUGAUAACUAUGAUACAACUUCAAGUAUCUUAUCAGAUUAUGAAGAAAUGGAUUUCGUUGAUAUUGAACAGUCACUGUACGUGUUAUUUAAUCCAGUUAGAUCAAUACAAACGAGAAACACGUCAGAUAUACUAUCGUUAACAAACACUGCUACUCACACUUAUUCUUCAGAUCUGGAGCUUGAGGAGGGAGAUGAGGAGGAAGGAGAAGAUAAAGAAGAGGAACAUACAGAAAUUAAGGGCCAAGAGGAAGAAAAUGAUGAAGAAGAAGAAGAAGAAGAAGAAACAGAAUUAAGUGACUCGAAAUAUCACGAAAAUGAUGUAGCUGAUAUCUUUUAUAGUGCACGACUGGAUCAUUUAUCAAAUAAAAUUAAUAGUUGGUAUAAUUCGAAUAAUAAUGCAUUAAUUCAUUCUCAUUUAUUGAUGAAUGAAGAUGUAGCUAGUUGGAAUUUAGAUGAAACUGUUAUGUCUGGAUCAUCAACAACAGCAAGAUCAAGUACAAGAUUAAUGAUAAUUACUGAAGAUGAAGCUCUGAAAGUAUUAUUGAAACAAUUUUAUGGUGAUGAAUUAUUUCAAUAUUUAAAUAAAGAAGAAAUUGCUAAAGUAAAGAAAUUUCAUAAAUUAAUUGAUAUUAAAGAUUAUCUAUUAGAUAAAGAUCAAGAAUCAAAUCAAACUUCAUUAUUAAGUCAAUUAAUUUAUAAAGUAUUAAUGUUAAAUAAUAAUAAUAAGAAUGAAACUUCCAUAAGUUCAUCUUUUCAAGAAUAUACAAAAGUAAAUUAUCCAAGAUGUGCAGCUGCUGGGACAACCGAUUAUAUCAAUUAUUUACACAGAAUACCGCCUAGUGAAAACAUAGCCACUGUGGCGCCAGAAAUUUCUGCUGAUCCUAUGGCAUUCUCAGAAACCACAAAUUCUUCAGUAAUAAUGUGUGGAGGAUACGGGUCUUGGAAUGACGUUAAUUAA
Molecule: messenger RNA, 1023 nt
Organism: Hemisphaericaspora subhashii
Lineage: Eukaryota; Fungi; Ascomycota; Pichiomycetes; Serinales; Debaryomycetaceae
Exons: 1
Coding region: 1-1023 (340 amino acids)
Source: RefSeq, a predicted model, not a curated record